Molecule: messenger RNA, 2821 nt
Organism: Trifolium pratense (red clover)
Lineage: Eukaryota; Viridiplantae; Streptophyta; Magnoliopsida; Fabales; Fabaceae
Product: pentatricopeptide repeat-containing protein At5g66520-like
Exons: 2
Coding region: 378-1979 (533 amino acids)
Biological process (GO): RNA modification
Molecular function (GO): RNA binding; protein binding
Source: RefSeq, a predicted model, not a curated record
UCAUCCUCCAUUAAACUCAUGGGAUUGCAGAGACUAAAACUAUUGACCAAUGAAAACUUCAAAGACUAAAAAGUAUAAAAAUAAACUUCACAGAGUAAAACCAAAUCAUUUGGCUCAAGUGGUUAAUGAGUUUCACCAAAAAAGACGGAUUUCGGGAGAACCCGGAUUCGAUUCCUAGGUGGAACAAUUUCUUGGUCAGACUUUAUUUACCUCGCGGCCGAACUCUGGACUAACUCAUUUCCCAUCGAAACUAUAGGACAAAAAAAACAUAUUUAACCCUAGUUAGAAUUAACCCAAUUGUUCCUACGCCACUUUGGUAGAAAAGAAAGAAUAGAAACAACUUGAAUCAUGAUGGAAACGGUUUUGUGAAUCCAGUAAUGAGCUCAACCAGAAACAGUCCAUGUCUUCAUCUCUUACAACAAUGGCAAAACCUAAGCAUGAAACAAACGAAGCAAAUCCACGCUCACACCAUCACCAACGGUCUAACUCGUUUCUCCUACAUCUCCAGUAGAAUCCUAGCCUUCUUCGCUCUCUCACCACAAGGCGAUUUUCGCUACGCAGAAACUCUCUUCACCCACAUGCCCAAUCCCAAUCUCUUCGAUUACAACUCCAUAAUCACUUCUUACACAACAAACUCACAAUUCCACAAAUCACUCUCCAUUUUCACUAAAAUGCUCAACACCAACAUUCGUCCUAACUCUAAUACCUUCACCGCGCUGGUAAAAGCCUGUGAUUCUCUUUCUUCUCUCGAACAAGUCUUCACACAAUCAAUGAAGUUGGGGAAUUCAUCUGACGUGUAUUUCGUGAGUUCUGUUAUCAAUGCUUUUUCGAAACACGGAGCUAUACACUUUGCUCGUAACGUGUUCGAUGAAAGUUCUAACAGAAAUGUUGUUUGUUGGACGAGUCUCGUGAGUGGUUAUUGUAGUUGUGGUUUGGUUAAUGAAGCAAGGGAAUUGUUUGAUGAAAUGCCACAGAGGAACGAUGCGUCGUAUAGUGCUAUGGUUUCUGGGUAUGUUAAGAACGGUUUUUACGAUGAGGGGAUUCAACUUUUUUGUGAGUUGAAGAUGAACAUGGGUUGUGCAGGUGUGAAGCCUAGUGGUUCUCUUUUGGUGAGUGUUCUUAACGCAUGUACAACGGUGGGUGCUUUUGAAGAAGGGAAAUGGAUUCAUUCUUAUAUUGAGGAAAAUGGUUUGGAAUAUGAACUUGAGCUUGGAACUGCAUUGAUUGAUUUCUACGCAAAAUGUGGAUUGGUAAAGGAUGCGAAGCAAGUAUUUGAUAAAAUGUUUGUUAAAGAUGUUGCUACUUGGAGUGCGAUGAUUUUGGGUUUGGCUAUUAAUGGGAAUAAUCUGAUGGCUUUGGAACUGUUUGAAAAGAUGGAGAAGGUUGGACCAAAACCUAAUGAGGUUACUUUCAUUGGUGUUCUAACCGCUUGCAAUCACAAAAAUCUGUUGGAUGAAGCGUUGCGGUUAUUUGGAAUUAUGACUGAAAAAUAUGGCAUUACACCAUCCGUCGAACAUUAUGGAUGUGUGGUUGAUGUUUUGGCUCGAAGUGGACAAGUUGAAAAGGCCUUAACUUUUAUUAAUAGUAUGCCUAUGGAACCUGAUGGAGCCAUAUGGGGGUCUUUGCUCAAUGGAUGUUUGAUGCAUGGUUAUUUUGAAUUGGGACAGAAAGUUGGUAAGUUUUUGAUAGAGUUUGAGCCUCAACAUAGUGGUAGGUACAUUCUUUUGGCGAACAUGUAUGCCAAUAUGUGUAAGUGGGAAGGUGUUUCUGAGGUAAGAAAACUGAUGAAAGAUAGGAGAGUGCUGUUUGUUUCUGCUUGGAGUUUCGUUGAAAUUGAUCAAACCAUCCACAAGUUUUUUGCUGAUGAUAAGUGUUUGUAUUCAGGAGAAAUUUAUGAAGUUUUAAACCACCUGGGAAAGAUAGUUGAGGAAUUCUUAGGAGACAAGAAUGCCUUUUCUUUAUUUGAAAUUCUCUCGUAAUGUAUAAUUUAGGUUUGUUAUGGGGUCUUAGUGGUGUGUUAAUGAUUGCUGAGUUCAGGAAUGGUGAAAAUUCUUUUCUAUGGAUUGCUUGCAUGGUUGGACCUUUUGGUGUGUGGAUUAGGUGGUUUUUAUCUCGAUUAAAUGGACAUGGAUUCGGGUCAAGAGAUUUGUUGAAUUGGAUUCCAUUUGGAACUCUAAUUGCAAAUGUCUCUGCUACUUGUAUCAUGGCUGCACUUGCUACAACAAAGAUAUAUGUAAAUUUUUAGAAUUUGAUUCAUGUCUCUAUGAACUUGCUUAUAUCUAUCCUCGUUUGCAAAUAAUCAGAAGUUAUGUAGCUCCGACACUUCACAUUGGAAGUGUGUCCGUUGUUAGACACCGACAUGACACCAACUCAUGAGGUUAUAUUCAUUUAUUACAUGUUUAGAAAUUAUUACAUGUGUUGACAUGUCAAUGUGGUGCCCGAUGUACGUUUUUGUGUCAGUGCUUCAUAUAUCAUAUGUAGUUUUUUGUUUAUACUCAUUAUUUUGGAGGUUGUGAUAAGUUAUAUCUCACUUGUUUGAUGUAGGUGAACACCAGGGAUUGUGACACUUAUAAAAGGCAUACAGUUUGGUCUGUUGGGUUGUUUGAGUACUGUCUCUACCUUUGUUGGCUGAGUUCAAUAAAAUGAGAGAAGGAAUGUACCCUUGGAGAGCAUAUGUAUAUAGUAUAUAAACUAAGAUUGGCUGAAUAUAAGGCUUGUUCUAGCAAGCUGUAUGUUGCUUGAAAAGUAAUGGCAUUGUGUGUGAUUACAGGAUGCUGCAGCUAUCAAUGAAUGGAGAUUUUCCAAGUUAAAGGAAUACAAG